This is a messenger RNA of Lasiosphaeria miniovina, 375 nucleotides long. RefSeq lists its product as uncharacterized. The transcript is spliced from 2 exons. NCBI's taxonomy places the organism in Eukaryota, Fungi, Ascomycota, Sordariomycetes, Sordariales, Lasiosphaeriaceae. The coding region runs from base 1 to 375 and encodes 124 amino acids. The record is from RefSeq and is a predicted model, not a curated record.
AUGGCUCCUUCUGUCCUUGGCAUCGGCCUUCCUGCCACCUCUGAUAUCGUCCCGUGGGUCUUCCGAGGUUUCCUGCGAAAAUCACUCGACGUGAUGGAGGCGGACAUGACCGCCUCUCCAUACGAUUGGGAAAUGCUGUAUCUGACACCAGACAUGCCGUUUGAUGUAUGCACAAAGAAGCUUGGAGAGAAGAAGUGGGAUGUUGUCAUGGUCGGGAUGGGCCUUCGGAAAACUGACAUGCUCGUACCCUACUUUGAGCGCAUCGUCAACGCUGUACAUGAGGAGCUACCACAGGCGAAGUUCGCUUUCAACAUCAGCAUUGAAAAGACGCGGGAAGCUGUUGAUCGAGUUUUGGCCGGCGAAGACAGAGUGUGA